This is a messenger RNA of Nomascus leucogenys (northern white-cheeked gibbon), 2771 nucleotides long. It is a transcript of the gene CDH26, whose product is annotated as cadherin 26. The record is from RefSeq and is a predicted model, not a curated record. Gene Ontology annotation, cellular component: membrane; catenin complex; adherens junction. Gene Ontology annotation, biological process: homophilic cell-cell adhesion; cell-cell junction assembly; cell morphogenesis. Gene Ontology annotation, molecular function: calcium ion binding; cadherin binding. NCBI's taxonomy places the organism in Eukaryota, Metazoa, Chordata, Mammalia, Primates, Hylobatidae.
CUAAAAUGAUGAAUUGCCAAGACCUGCAGGUCAGUAUCGUUGACAGUGUCCAACAGGAAACAGAUGAUCUUACUAAGCAAACAAAGUUCCAGGGAAAGAGCUACGAGCCUCUACGGCGAUCCAAGAGAAGAUGGGUGAUCACCACCUUGGAGCUGGAGGAGGAAGACCCGUGACCCUUUCCCAAACUCCUUGGUGAGCUGUUCAAUAAUAUGUCUCAUAACAUGUCACUAAUGUAUCUAAUCAGUGGACCUGGUGUGGAUGAAUAUCCAGAGAUUGGUUUGUUUUCUCUAGAAGACCAUGAGAACGGAAGGAUAUAUGUUCACCGCCCUGUUGAUCGAGAAAUGACACCGUCUUUCACGGUUUAUUUUGAUGUUGUGGAGCGCUCAACAGGAAAAAUUGUGGAUAAAUCCUUGAUUUUCAACAUUAGGGUCAGUGGUGUGAAUGAUCAUGCACCCCAGUUUCCAGAGAAGGAAUUCAACAUCACUGUGCAAGAAAACAAGUCUGCAGGGCAACCUAUUUUUCAGAUGUUAGCAGUCGAUUUGGAUGAAGAAAACACUCCAAAUUCUCAAGUCCUUUACUUCCUCGUUUCUCAAACACCAUUACUGAAAGAAACUGGUUUCCGGGUUGAUCACAUUAGUGGAGAAAUACGACUCCCCGGGUGCUUAGAUUAUGAGACUGCUCCUCAGUUUACACUGCUAAUCAGAGCCAGGGACUGUGGAGAACCGUCACUGUCAUCCACGGCCACCGUUCACAUGGAUGUGCAAGAAGGCAACAACCACAGGCCUGCAUUUACACAGGAGAACUAUAAGAUUCAUAUUCCUGAAGGCCGAGUCAGCAAGGGCAUGUUGCGUCUCCUGGUUCGAGAUCGAGAUUCUCCAUUUACAUCAGCUUGGAGAGCAAAAUUCAACACAUUGCAUGGCAAUGAAGAGGGACAUUUUGACAUUUCAACUGACCCUGAGACCAAUGAAAGGAUAUUAAAUGUCAUCAAGCCUUUGGAUUAUGAGGCUCGCCCAGCGCAAAGCCUUGUCAUUGUCGUGGAGAAUGAGGAGAGGCUCUUCUUCUGCGAGAGAGGAAAGCUUCAGCCGCCGAGGAAGGCAGCAGCAAGCGCCACUGUGAGUGUGCAGGUGACAGAUGCCAAUGACCCACCAGCCUUUCACCAGAGCUUCAUUGUCAGUAAAGAGGAGGGUGCCAGGCCUGGGACCCUGUUGGGAACUUUUAAUGCCACAGAUCCAGACAGCCAGAUAAGAUAUAAACUGGUUCAUGACCCAGCAAAUUGGGUCAGCGUAGACGAAAACUCCAGAGCGGUCAUCAUCGUGGAGCCAAUUGACCGAGAAUCCCCUCACGUAAAUAACAGUUUUUAUAUAAUCAUCGUUCACGCUGUUGAUGAUGGCUUCCCACCGCAGACUGCUACAGGGACCCUAAUGCUCUUCCUAUCUGACAUCAAUGACAACGUCCUGGCUCUCCGGCCACGUUCCCGCUACAUGGAGGUCUGUGAGUCUGCCGUGCAUGAGCCUCUCCACAUCGAGGCAGAGGAUCCAGACCUGGAGCCAGUCUCUGACCCAUUUACAUUUGAAUUGGACAAUACCUGGGGAAAUGCAGAGGACACAUGGAAGUUGGGGAGAAAGUCGGGUCAAUCAGUUGAACUUUUAACCUUGAGAAGCCUGCCAUGUGGUAAUUACUUGGUGCCACUCUUCACUGGAGACAAACAGGGACUUUCCCAGAAGCAAACUGUCCAUGUAAGGAUCUGCCCCUUUGCCAGUGGGUUCACGUGUGUGGAGCAUGCAGAUGCAGGAGUGGGGCUUCAUGUGGGAGUCCUGUGCUCUGUCUGUGCAGCCUUUGUGGCUUUGGCAGUGGCUCUGCUUUUCCUGUUGCGAUGCUAUUUUGUGCUUGAACCUAAGAGGCAUGGAUGCUCUGUAUCCAAUGAUGAAGGCCACCAAACACUGGUCAUGUAUAAUGUGGAGAGCAAAGCCACUUCAGCCCAGACAUGGUCAGAUGUUGAAGGCCAGAGGUGGGCUCUGCUCAUCUGCACAGCUGCAGCAGGACCCACGCAGGGAGUUAAGGAUCUCGAGGAAGUGCCUCCAUCUGCAGCGAGUAGGUCAGCCCAAGCAUGCUGUGCUCUGGGGAGUUGGGGUUAUGGCGAGCUCUUUGAGCCAAGAGGUGUGAAGAACAUAUACUCUACUCCUGCUUACCCAGAUGCCACAAUGCACAGACAACUCCUGGCUCCAGUGGAAGGAAGUAUGGCAGAAACAUUGAAUCAGAAACUCCAUGUUGCCAUUGUGCUGGAAGAUGACCCCGGCUACCUACCUCACCUCUACAGCGAGGAGGGGGAGUGUGGAGGGGCCCCAUCCCUCAGCUCUCUGGCCAGCUUGGAACAGGAGCUGCCGCCUGAUUUGCUGGACUCUUUGGGUUCAAAAGUGACUCCGUUUGAGGAAAUAUAUUCAGAGUCAGGUGUUCCUUCCUAAAAAAAAUGUAUAUUUUGGAGAAUUGAAAUAAUUCAUGGAAGGGAAUCACUAUUCAGGGAUUUUUCCCCUUUGCUCUUCUUUUCCCUCCUUAAAAAAAAAAAUUACCUUCUAGUCCUAGGAUGAGGACACAAUAUUAGUUUGAAUUAAAUGCUUUGAUAUUCUCAGACCAGCCAUCUCGAACCAAAGCAAAACCACAAGUUAUGCUUUCUUAAAAUCUGAUUUGUCAUAUUUUCUAGAGAAACUUGAAUUUAAUUGUGUUAUUCUUAGCUUCCACUGGCAGCCUAGCUUUGAGGGUAAAUGAAAAUAUAA